UUCAAAUUUAGAUUGUAUGUUUACAGUUGGUUUCGACAUGUAAAUAGAGUAUGAAUGAAUAGUAACAUCAGUUGUGAUUGAAAGUGAAAAGCCAAACAUGUGAGAGUGUCGGAAACGCAACUUCUGUUACCAUCAUUUUCGCACAACUGUUGAUCUCAGUUGCAUCCUGCGUUUGCCUCACUCCAACGCUUAAACAGUAUACCAAGAUGGAUGACCAAGCCUGUCCAAGAUGUAAAACAACAAAGUACCGUAAUCCUUCACUGAAACUGAUGGUUAAUGUAUGCGGGCAUGCAUUAUGUGAAAGUUGUGUGGAUCUUCUUUUCUUGAAAGGCUCAGGAUCUUGUCCAGAAUGUUUUGCACCACUUCGAAGAAGUAAUUUUCGUGUCCAGCUUUUUGAAGACCCUAUGGUGGAGAAGGAAGUGGACAUACGAAAGCGUGUGUUGAGGGAUUUUAAUAAAAAGGAAGAAGAUUUCAGUACAUUGAGGGAAUAUAAUGAUUACUUAGAAGAAGUUGAAACAAUAAUAUUCAACUUAACAAACAAUAUAGAUGUGGUAAACACAAAUAAGAGAAUUGAGCAGUACAAGAAAGAAAACCGAGAAACUAUAUUAAAGAACAAAGUAAAACUUGGAAAGGAGGAGAUGGAACUGGAAGAACUUCUGGAAGAAGAAAAGUUACAGGAGGAGCUUAGGAAGAAAGAGUUGCAGAAGAUAGAGGAGGAAGAGAAGAGGAAAAAGAUUAGGGAAAAAGAGGCUCUAAUUGAUGAACUUAUGUUCUCAGAUGCAAAUGCAAAAAAUAUUGUGGAAACAUAUGCUCAGAAUAUUCAGCAAGUUAAAGAGGAAGCAAGGCAGGCACCUGCAACCCGUGUAACACAGUUUUCAACUGGCAUCAAGUUUGGCCGACAAUCUCAGCAGGGCUUCUUGCCUAUUCCAAAGCAAGAUGAAGGGACACCAUUCACAUACACACUACCUAAAUUUGACUGUGGUGGUCCAGAACCACCAACCUGGGAAGAGAUGCAGAGGAGAGGUUGUUCGAAAUAUGUGCGCAGUGAAACACUUGCCGAGAGAGCCGGUGGAUACAAAGCGGAAUUUGCAUGUAUGCGUGCAUUGCAGGAAGGCCUUAUGGGCCUCUACUAUUCACAUUGAUACCUGUGCGUAAACCCAGUGUGUGUCAGCAACAUUCAUGUGGCUGGUAUGAGACAUACUUGCCCAUCACCACUAAUCAUUGUGCUGUACUUUUACUUCUGAGGAACUGAAACAUGACCACUACAGUUUUCAGAUCAUAGUGUCAGUCUCAGAAGUAGUAUGUGGUUUGGUAGACAGACUUCUUCCUGUGGAUAUCAUUGGGAUAGUUCCAUUAGUAAUAAGUGUUUUACUGCUGCUCAAUUAAGAUAUUUAUUUGUAAAUUUUUACCUCAUUAGUCAGUACUUUGUACAAUAUGCCCUUUAUCUUAAAUUUAUUAACUGGAAAUGGAUUUGUAAAAGCUGACAGUAAUUUUUGGUUUAUUCCAUUUUAUUUUGUUCUUUGAGACAUAUUAGCACCACUUCAACCACACUAUUGCCAAUACAGAAUGAAACCGUAUGCCAAAAAGAGUAAUGCAAUAUUAUUUUCCUUUAUUCUUCUGUUGAUGGUGUGAGAACAAUAUUUUAAGAAGUAGUGCUAAUUUUACCCAUUUGGGUGUAUGAGUUAUGAUUUUAUGUGCCUGUUCAUAGCAGAUGUUUACCAUUAUUACAGCUUUUAUACUUUACAGAAAAUAAAUCAUAAUUGAAUGUUUGGA
This is a messenger RNA of Schistocerca serialis cubense, 1773 nucleotides long. RefSeq names its product CDK-activating kinase assembly factor MAT1 (gene Mat1). Gene Ontology annotation, molecular function: cyclin-dependent protein serine/threonine kinase activator activity. Gene Ontology annotation, cellular component: transcription factor TFIIH holo complex. Gene Ontology annotation, biological process: regulation of transcription by RNA polymerase II; positive regulation of cyclin-dependent protein serine/threonine kinase activity; nucleotide-excision repair. The transcript has 3 exons. The coding region runs from base 207 to 1142 and encodes 311 amino acids. The record is from RefSeq and is a predicted model, not a curated record. Lineage: Eukaryota; Metazoa; Arthropoda; Insecta; Orthoptera; Acrididae.